AUGCCUCGCCCACGGCUCACGCUUUACUUCGACCUCCACAGCCCCUACUCGUACCUGGCAUUCUAUUUGAUCCACACUUCUCCAGUCUUCAAACAAUGCGACGUGACGUACGUCCCCGUCUUACUCGUCGCGUUCAUCAAGGCGGUGGGCCUCCAACCACCUUGGGGCAGUCCUACCAAACCGUCUUAUAUGACAACCGACAUUACUCGAUGGGCCCGCGACUACGAUAUCCCCUGGACACCAGGAUGGCCGGCGAACUACCCGUUCAAAUCUACCACGCUGAAAGUCGAAAGAUUCCUGGUAGCAUGCUCGCGGGAAUGCCAGCAGCAGUACCCCAACGUGAUCGCGGCACUCUACCACGCUUUCUGGGUGGAGAAGAAAGCCGUGCAACUGUCUGAAGUGUACGAGCCGAUCGCCGCUGACGUCCUGGGCCAGGAAACGGCUCAGAAGGUCAUAGAGAGGAGCUCUACGGAAGAAGUCAAGAACCUACUAAAGCACAACACAGAUCAAUGCAUAGCCAGCGGCUCUCCAGGUGUGCCGUGGAUCAGGGCAGUCAAUCCACAAGGUCAGGAAGAGUGUUACUGGGGCUUCGACCAUCUAGGACAGGCGGCCCAACAUUUGGGUUUGGGUAAAUUGAAAGGCCCUCAUCUAUGA
Messenger RNA from Exophiala spinifera, 654 nucleotides. RefSeq lists its product as uncharacterized. Gene Ontology annotation, molecular function: glutathione peroxidase activity; glutathione transferase activity. The record is from RefSeq and is a predicted model, not a curated record. Gene Ontology annotation, cellular component: peroxisome; mitochondrion. The transcript has 4 exons. Gene Ontology annotation, biological process: glutathione metabolic process. Lineage: Eukaryota; Fungi; Ascomycota; Eurotiomycetes; Chaetothyriales; Herpotrichiellaceae. Bases 1 to 654 code for a protein of 217 amino acids.